This is a messenger RNA of Hirsutella rhossiliensis, 330 nucleotides long. Its product is annotated as ribosomal protein l35Ae domain-containing protein. Bases 1 to 330 code for a protein of 109 amino acids. The transcript is spliced from 5 exons. Gene Ontology annotation, cellular component: cytosolic large ribosomal subunit; ribosome. Gene Ontology annotation, molecular function: structural constituent of ribosome. The record is from RefSeq and is a predicted model, not a curated record. Gene Ontology annotation, biological process: ribosomal large subunit biogenesis; cytoplasmic translation. Lineage: Eukaryota; Fungi; Ascomycota; Sordariomycetes; Hypocreales; Ophiocordycipitaceae.
AUGCCUUCCGAGAGUGGUCACAGAUUAUACGUCAAGGGACGCCACUUGAGCUACCAGCGCUCCCGUCACGUCACCCGCCCUGGCACGAGCCUGAUUAAAAUCGAGGGCGUUGACGACACCAACGCUGCCAACUUCUACCUCGGCAAGAAGGUUGCCUUCGUCUAUCGCGGCCACAAGGAGAUCCGGGGCUCCAAGAUCCGCGUUAUCUGGGGCAAGGUCACCCGGCCGCACGGGAACUCGGGCGUCGUCCGCGCCAAGUUCACCUCUCCCCUCCCCACAAAGUCUUUCGGUGCCUCCGUUCGUGUCAUGCUGUACCCUUCGACGAUAUAA